Molecule: messenger RNA, 992 nt
Organism: Spinacia oleracea (spinach)
Lineage: Eukaryota; Viridiplantae; Streptophyta; Magnoliopsida; Caryophyllales; Amaranthaceae
Exons: 3
Coding region: 285-992 (235 amino acids)
Source: RefSeq, a predicted model, not a curated record
UAUUAUUUAACUUGUUCUUUUUAUGCGUAAACUUAUUAAUCCGAUUACUUAAGCGUUAACUUAUUCUUUAAAGCAUAAUCCAUUUUUAACUUACACUUGGAAAAAUUCGGUUAAGAGAGUGGUUAUUAGUUUUCUGUUCAUCAUUUUCUCAUUCUUUCUUCCCCCCAAAGCCCGAAAAAAUAGGGUUGAGCAAGAUUUUAGAAGUAUGAAAGGGAAGUUAGAAGUUAAUGGUGAUUAGUAAAAUAUAAUUAGGAGUAUGUGAAUGUGGUUAUUGUAGAACUAUUAUGGGGAACUCUACAAGCAAAGUUCUAAGUGACAUUGGUUCUUUGAUCGGAAAUGUUAUCGCAACACCAUUCAAAUCCGUCUUUGGUCGAUCAUGCCAGGACGUGUGUGAUGGAAGAUGGGAUGUUGUUUGUUUUGUCGAGCACAUUUGCGUAGCCGACUUGGUGAAAUUUCUGCUAGCUUGUUGUCUCUUAUACAUAUGCCUAAUUUUCGUGUACUUGUUAUAUAAGUUGGGAUUAUGCCAAUGCAUAGCAAAGACACUAUGUAAGCUAUGUUGGGCGGUUUGUGAAACUUCAUGCUUGACACUAGACUACAUUUGUUGUUUUUGUUGGCAUAAGAUUCGGUACACCAAACGGGUUUAUCGUGGCAGACGACGUCGUCUUAGGCGACAACUAAGUAGGGAUGUUGAGUUAGGGUACAUUAGUACAUCUUCUAGUUCAGCUGACGAGGGUGGUGGUUUCAACGAUUAUGGUUCGAGUCUUGGUAGAAAGAGAAAAUCAUGGAGAGAGACAAGAAGACGGCGAAGAAUGAAUCAUGGAAAGAGUGUAAGGUUGAAGAAAGGGCAAGUUUCUGUUCAUCUGAAAGGCAAGUCGCGGCGGAGGAGGAGGAGGAGGAGGAGGGAUCAAGUGAUGAAUGAAGUUCAAAUGUCAAGUUUGAGAAAGAGUAGAAGAAGUAAUACUAUGAAGUUUAAAAAGCAAAGGACAAGAUGA